AUGUCUGCUAUAUUUACUGAAUCUACCCAUGGUAAACGACAAUUAUGCUACCUCGGUUAUCGAUAUUCUUUGAAACGUAAGAAUCAAAAUGGUUCGGAAUAUUGGAUAUGUGUUAAAUGUCAAACAACAGCUACAAGUUACUUAGAUUUAUCAGUAAUUGUUCGUGAAGAUCAUAUACAUCUACCUGACGAAACUGAUAAAGAAGUAUUAGAAAUGCGACAAAAUUUAAAACGAAAAGCUAUCGAAGAAUCUACUCCUAUUGAUCGUAUAGUUGAAGAAGCAUUUCAUGCAAUUAAUAGCCAAUCUCAAUCUAAU
Molecule: messenger RNA, 315 nt
Organism: Rotaria sp. Silwood2
Lineage: Eukaryota; Metazoa; Rotifera; Eurotatoria; Philodinida; Philodinidae
Source: the annotation of a GenBank genome assembly